CCCAACUCGGAAGUGCGCAUCGCCCGGCUGUUGGGCCUCAUGUCUCCACCAUCGCAGUAUAGACGAUGAAAGUGGCUCGUUGUUGAAACAAAAGUUUAGCUCGGGAAUCACCGAAGCGCGUUGUUGAUGACCACUUGUGUCGAGAAACGGCGCUGCCCUCCAUUGUCUAAAGUGGAGGCGGAGCACGAGCCGCUCUCAACGUCGACUUGAAACAACGUUCAGCAGCACUUCGACGGGUGCUGGUUGAUAUAGCCAUGACUUUAUGGUGCAUAAGUUGAGCUGCUUAGGUGACCCACACAAGGGCACUGACACGUAAAUGCGAAACAGACCUUGGACCUGUGUCCGCUUGCGCAAGGUAUAUAUAUAGAGGACAAAUGUGCAAGAAUUUGGGAUGUUACGUUUCGCUGCCUUUUAGCAGGAGCCACGUGGACACUACCUGGUCGCAGCCGCCACCGGCGGCAGCGACAGCGGCGGCCACUAAUCUCAGGCUCCUGGCGUCGGCCAGCGGAGGCGCCUUCGGGACGCUACCGCGCGCAUCGUGCCCGAGCUUCCUGGCCGUAGUGGUGUGCUCGGCGCCCGACCAUGCGCCCGAGCGCCAAGCCAUCCGCGACACGUGGGCCCGCGACGUCCGGCCGGGACACAGCGCGGUCUACUUCCUACUCGGCCGGCACGCCGAGGAUGCCGCCGGACAGAGGACCGUGGAAAGGGCUCGCGUGAGGUCGCUCGGCUCGGUACAGAGCGACGACUCGUCGCUUCUGCCCGAAAUCUCGGUGUUCGGAGACGUGAUCCGCGCCGACUUCGAGGACACCAGUAGGAAUCAGACGCUCAAGUCCCUGCUCCUUCUCCAGUGGGCGCACACGUUCUGUCCGCGUGUCAGCUUCAUCCUCAAGGCGGACGACGACGCGUACUUGGACCUGCCGGGCUUGAUCGGACUGCUGGAGGCGAAGAAGGCCGCCUUCGAGAACGACACGCGCCGCGGCAACCGCGCUGGCUUCCUACUCGGCAAACGACACGAGAGCAGACCGAUGGGUCGGAAACGCCGAAGGUACUACGGAAGCCCAGCCGGCUCGUGGGUUCCAAUCUACCUGUCCGGUGCUGCGUACGUGAUUUCAGGGGCCAUCGUGGGUCCGAUGCUUCGGAAGGCGCUGGAGACUCCCGCCCUGCACCACGAGAAUGUCUUCCUCACGGGAGUCGUCGCGUCCAAGCUGCACCUGAGACUGUUCAACUCGCCCUGCUUCGCCUGCUGCGACGAGCUGACAGACCCGUGCGCUUACCGCGGACUGCUGGCGGCCACAGUCGCCAAGCCCGACGCCCUGCGCAGCGCGUGGAGGCUCGCUCGUGGUCAGACGGGCGGUGCCUGCACUCCGCUCAACAACAGCACCGACCGCCACUGCCCUCCUGCUCCCAAAAUGAACAGGACGAAUUCGUCGUCAACUUCUCUGCGAAUCUUCAACAAGCAAGCAUCCCUUGAAACACGGCUGAAGAAAAAGAACAUGGCGGGCAGGCAACGUCUCCAGCAAGCUUAUCUCGAGCCGUACCUGGCAUUGUGCGAAGGGAGGCACGUGGUGGUUCGCCUCAAGUUCGCUGUGUUCGUCAUCUGGACUCUGGCAGUCCUCUUCGCUCUCAACUACGCCGUGCUGCAAGUGUGUGUCCGUGACAUGCGCUGGCACGCUCGGCAGCUUGACAUCAUCCCACGCGUGGUGGGCACCCGCGGUUUCACCGUGCUGCCGCCUGUCGCCUGCCCUCGAUACCUGGCCGUCGUCGUUUGCAGUGCCGUGGAAAACUUCGAGCACCGGGCCGUCAUACGCGGCACGUGGGGUCGCGACGUCGGCCACGACAAGGGUACAGCCGUGUUCUUCCUCGUCGGCAAGCCCGAUGCCACGCCUAACGGAAAAGACACACAGAACAUGUUGAUCAACGAGAGUGCCCGCCACAAUGACAUCAUCCAAGCAGACUUCCGCGACACAUACCGCAACCUGACCGUCAAGACCAUGUUCCUGCUUAAAUGGGCCUACAUAAACUGUUCGAGCACCCGAUUCGUGCUGAAGGCGGACGACGACAUGUUCGUGAACGUAGAAAGGUUGCUAAGCUUCCUCAAGGCACACGGCGGAAACCGGCCACGGCCAUUCCUGGCCGGCAACGUGUUGCAGGGCCGAAAGACAGUGCGCCGAGCCGGGUCCAAGUGGUACCUGCCACUGUCCGUGUACCAGUCGGACUGGCUGCCCUCGUACAUCUACGGCAGCGGCUACGUCAUGUCGCGCGAGGCGGUGCGGCCCCUCUUCACGGAGGCGCUGUCGACACCCUUCCUCUACGUGGAGGACGUCUUCCUCACGGGCAUCGUGGCGCAGAAGAUGACCUGCGCCGAGUCGCGACCCGUGCAACGGUUCGUCAGGCGCAGCGUAGCCUCCAUUUGGUUCCUGCUGGCCCUAUGCGUGGUGAACUACGCGCUGGUGCGAUAUUGCGUGAGCGACAUGCGCUGGCACGCCAUGCAGCGCGACCAGACCCGAAUCGUGGUGGGGCCCGGCCGGUUUUCCGUGCUGCCGCGCCUCGCCUGUCCCAAGUUCCUGGCCAUCGUCGUGUGCAGCGCCGUAGACCACUUCGAGCAGCGCGCCGCUGUGCGUGACACGUGGGCCCGCGAUGCCGCGGAGAGAAGGUCGAGCGUCUUCUUCAUCAUCGGUUUUGACGACAACACGGUCGGUGCAGUCGCUCUGUCUCCGACUGCGCUAGGCAGUCUGUGUGACAUUGUUCUUUGA
Molecule: messenger RNA, 2753 nt
Organism: Dermacentor silvarum
Lineage: Eukaryota; Metazoa; Arthropoda; Arachnida; Ixodida; Ixodidae
Exons: 9
Coding region: 375-2753 (792 amino acids)
Cellular component (GO): membrane
Molecular function (GO): hexosyltransferase activity
Source: RefSeq, a predicted model, not a curated record